AUGAAGAGAGGCGCUCUGUCCUCUCUCCUCAACCUCUGUGCUUGGCUUGGGCGAUGGCUAUGGAAAUUAAUCCGGCUGCUCUGUGCUACUUAUCUCGAGGCCGAAGAGGGGCCUUGGCAGCAAUCAUGGGGUCGUGAUCUUCGUUUUGCGCAAUCGACGCUGCUAAGGUCAAAGCGGGUUGCCGGAAAAACCCUAAACCUAAGGGGUUCGAGUCGUGGGACUCACCGAACGACGAAUGAAGGGAGCAGUCGCAAAAGGAGAAGGGUAAAGAUCUUGGAAGACGAUCUUAUUGAAUCGAAAAAAAGAAGGCUUCAGCCUUUACGGGGGUGGAGAUUCUGGUUACCACCUUCGUCAGCCAUAGAGGACAAAGAUCCUGGGCUGAUAAACUGCAAUUCCCAGAAGAGGAAGCUCGUUCAAUGGGCUAAUUGA
Molecule: messenger RNA, 429 nt
Organism: Linum trigynum
Lineage: Eukaryota; Viridiplantae; Streptophyta; Magnoliopsida; Malpighiales; Linaceae
Source: the annotation of a GenBank genome assembly